This is a messenger RNA of Epithele typhae, 1860 nucleotides long. RefSeq lists its product as uncharacterized. The record is from RefSeq and is a predicted model, not a curated record. The transcript has 11 exons. The annotation marks the transcript as partial. Lineage: Eukaryota; Fungi; Basidiomycota; Agaricomycetes; Polyporales; Epitheliaceae.
UUCAGCACCAUGGCUACUAUGACAGAGUCCGCUCCGAUGAUGAUGACUUCGGAAGUCCCCCUGGUCGCCGGGGACAUGCUCCGCACCAUCCGCACUUCCGUUGUUGUGCCCUCCGGCUCUACGCCCUUGUCCUUCCAGCCUAGUGGUGGCCCUUCCAUCAGCGCACACCGCAGGCGGUCCAGCGCUGCCUCCGACAUGGCCAAGGCUGCAGGCAUCGAUCUCGAGGCUGUUUCCAUGGCCGAAGCACGGAAGAUCAUGUCAGAGGAACACAAGGUUCUUGGUUUCCGCCCACCCCAAGGCUCCUUUGCUGCGGAGGUCCAAUCUGUCGCCACCAAGAACCCGGAUGGGAAGCCAGGGAUCCCAGUUGACACUACGAAGCUGAAGGAGAUGGCACGGGAGGAUGCGCUGCGGAUUCUUGCCGAGCGCCGCAAGAGCAGCGGAUCCGAUACUUUUUCGCCUACCUCCAACACGCGGAAGCUCUCGAAUGCCUCGCCAGACAAGCCCAUCAUCCCUGCUCGUGGCUCACCUGUUGACCCGGGCAUUAACCUCGGCACCAUCAAUGCCACCGAUGCCCGCAUCCUGAUGUCCCAUGAGCACCGCGCACUUGGCUUCCGUCCCCCGCCCGGUUCGCUCGCUGCUGAGGCUCAAAGCGCCGCCGCCCGCCACCCCGAAGGCAAUGGCACCCACCUCGACGAAGACACCCUGAAGGAAAUUGCUAUGCGCGACGCGGAGCGCAUCAAGGCCGACCGUGAAGUGAACAUCGUCGGUGAGGUCAACGUCUCCGCCCUCAGCAAAGAAAGUGCAAAUGCCAUUAUAUCUGCCGAGGCCAAGGCGCUCGGUCACCGUCCGCCUGCUGGCAGCCUCGCCGCGCAAGCGCAGAGCGCCGCCGACAAGCAUCCUGCGGGUGGCAGCUUCAGCCCCGCUGGCAACCCCAUCGAGAUGGCCGUCCUCACGGAGGCUGCCGUCAAGGAGGGUGAGCGGCUGCGUGCAGAGGAGGCCAAGGCCAAGGAUGUCCCGAAUGAGGCGGAUUGUAUAUCCUUAUUGACCAAACGUUGCUGUUGUUCCCUCCCUCAUCCCCGCAUCAUACGCAUUAGACUCGCGAUUGAAGACGUCGGAUCCCCAUCGCAAAUGACAGAAACUCCACCCAAGCUUGGCACCCUCGCGUCCCCAACGCUUCCCCGCACGGAGACGGAAGACUCAGUCGAGAUUAUUUGUGAUAUCAUCGCCCUGGUAAUCGCGGAGGCCGAAACAAAUCGUUAUAAAUUACGAGGGCUCGAGAUCUGGCAAGGCCGCGUUCCGACUCCCGAGCCCCCAAAGCUGCACUUCUUCUGCCGCCUCUGUGAGAUGCGUCGUCGUGUCCUCAAAACGCCGGUCAUCGACCCUGCCGUUCUCGCCGACCGCGGGAGGCGUACAGAACACGGGCAGUGCCAACGCAAGCUUGCCUCUCUCCGGUCUUCACCGUCGCACUCAACGUACCUGAACAGGGUCGUUCAGUCCGUCUCGUUCACGAUCCUGUAUUUCGACUUCUUUCUCACGCUUCCCGAGGAAAUCCCUCGGUACUGGAAGGGCCAAAGGGCGCUCCGAGGCGCGUCCCUCUUCUUCUUCCUCAACCGGUACCUGGCCAUUGUGGUCAGCUUCCCGGUCAUAUACGAGUUCUUCUGGAACAUGCCCGAUGCGUCAUUUUUUCGCCCUCGACGCCAUCCACAAUGGACCUCUGACCGCCCUCUGCCGCGUCUAGUGCUCCUCAUGCUCCGGACGUACGCGUUGUACAACAUGAAUAAGCGGGUUAUGUAUGCGCUUUCGGCCGGAGGCGUCAGUGCGGUCGUCGUUUCUCUGGUCAGUUUGAUCUCACGUAUCUGA